Molecule: messenger RNA, 1116 nt
Organism: Dendroctonus ponderosae (mountain pine beetle)
Lineage: Eukaryota; Metazoa; Arthropoda; Insecta; Coleoptera; Curculionidae
Product: haloacid dehalogenase-like hydrolase domain-containing protein 2
Exons: 5
Coding region: 127-918 (263 amino acids)
Biological process (GO): dephosphorylation
Molecular function (GO): phosphatase activity
Source: RefSeq, a predicted model, not a curated record
AAGAGAAGCAUUUUUCUGUGUUGACCAUAACCUGAUGCCUUAACUACUGUAUUUAUUUCUUGAAGUAAUUUAAUAAAUGCACUGAAAGUUGUAUUAGAAACAAUUUAGAAGUUUAAAAAAUUAAAAAUGAUUAAGCAAAUUUUGAUAGAUCUAAGUGGAACAUUGCACAUCGAGAAUCAAGCCAUCCCUGGAGCUGUAGAGGCCCUAAAAAGAUUGGCACAGCAAAAUCUCAAAAUCAAGUUUGUCACAAACACCACCAAAGAAAGCAAAAGAAUUUUGCAUGAUCGACUAACAAAUCUGGGCUUCACAGUGAACAAAAAUGACAUUCUCAGUUCACUAGGGGCGUGCAGAAAUUUGAUAGAGAAAAACAACCUGAAGCCAAUGCUUAUGAUUGCGCCAGAUGCUCUAGAAGACUUUGAAGGACUUGCUUGUCCCAGAAAUGAAACACCCAAUGCGGUGGUCAUUGGUUUGGCUCCAACUGAAUUCAACUAUGCAAGACUUAAUGAGGCGUUUAGAUAUUUACAAAAUGGGGCUCAAUUAAUCGCCAUUCAUGCAGGCAAAUAUUACAAAUCAAGUGAUGGAAUGUCGUUAGGACCUGGAUGUUUUGUAAAGGGUUUAGAAUAUUCCGCACAAUGUUCAGCUACUUUGGUUGGAAAACCGAAUAAACUAUUCUUCCAAUCACCUCUUGAUGAGGAUGUGAAGCCUGCGGAAGCAAUUAUGAUCGGAGAUGAUGUUACCGAUGAUGUGAAAGGGGCAAUGGAUGCUGGAUUGCGAGGCUAUUUAGUUAAAACGGGCAAAUACAGGGAAGGCGAUGAAAGCAAAAUAUCUCCGGCCCCAACGGCAGUGUUUUCCAGCUUUGUUGAAGCCGCUGAUAAAAUCAUAGAACAACUAACUCAGAAAACGGUUUAUUGCACAUAAAUUAUCAUAUAAAAAUAGUGUAUAUAGAAUACUUAUGUUAGUAUUGUUUCAAUUACUGUUAUAAUAAACGUAUUUUAUUUUAGAUAGAGAGCACAAAUAUAAAAAUAUGUAUCAAAGAUAUCAACAAACAACAUUAUACAUAAUGUAUAGGUACUUUCAACAGGUAUAUAAAUAAAUACUGCAGUUAUAAUACUUUGU